AGAACAGUGACAGCGCCGCGGCAGCCGACCCCGCCUCCUGGGCGGACAGCGAUGCCCUGCGGGCUGCGGCCGAGUCACCGCCGAGCGCUGGCCGGGCCGCGGACCGACCGACAGAAGCACCGAUCGGCCAACUGUCCACUGCGCAGAAGGAGCAGCCGCCGCGUGCCCCACCGCGCCGCGCUGAGGCCAAGUCCGCAGAGCCGCGAGGAAGCCGAGGGCUGCGCGGGGAACCGUGCAGGUGUCACUUGGGACGCGGAAGUGCGCUUGCCGUGGUUUGCUUUACAAUACGCUUGAGACUCCCCGACAAGGGUAAUUUGGUCGAGUUCGACGGGCAAGUCCCCUCCCCACCCCAGCGCCGGCCGCGCAGCCCGAGGUUACUGUCCCCGGCGCGUCCUCCGUUGCCCCAGUCCAGAGGCUGCCCUUGAACCCGGGCGCGCGCGAGCGCAGGGCAUUCGAGGCGACAGCCCCGGGCACGGCCCGACGUGAGCCCAGCCUGGCAGGAAGACUGUAAUCGUGGGAAUACAGCUACCUACCCAGGCAAUAUGAAGAUUUUAUUUGUAGAACCUGCCAUUUUCCUUAGUGCAUUUGCUAUGACUUUGACCAGUCCGCUGACAACGCAAUAUGUUUAUCGGAGAAUAUGGGAAGAAACUGGCAACUACACGUUUUCAUCUGAUAGCAAUAUUUCUGAGUGUGAAAAAAACAAAAGCAGUCCAAUUUUUGCAUUCCAGGAGGAAGUUCAGAAAAAAGUGUCACGUUUUAAUCUGCAGAUGGACAUAAGUGGAUUAAUUCCUGGUCUGGUGUCUACAUUCAUACUUCUGUCUAUUAGUGAUCACUACGGGCGAAAAUUCCCUAUGAUUUUGUCUUCCGUUGGUGUUCUUGCAACCAGUGUUUGGCUCUGUUUGCUUUGCUAUUUUGCCUUUCCAUUCCAGCUUUUGAUUGCAUCUACCUUCGUUGGUGCAUUUUGUGGCAAUUAUACCACAUUUUGGGGAGCCUGCUUUGCUUAUAUAGUUGAUCAGUGUAAAGAACACAAACAAAAAACAAUUCGAAUAGCUAUCAUUGACUUUCUAGUUGGACUUGUUACUGGACUAACAGGACUGUUAUCUGGCUAUUUUAUUAGAGGGCUAGGUUUUGGGUGGUCGUUUCUAAUUAUUGCUGUUUCUCUUGCUGUUAAUUUGAUCUAUAUUUUAUUUUUUCUUGGUGAUCCAGUGAAAGAGUUUUCAUCUCAGAAUGUUACUAUGUCAUGUAGUGAAGGCUUCAAAAACCUAUUUUACCGAACUUACAUGCUUUUUAAAAAUGCUUCCAGUAAGAGACGAUUUUUACUCUGUUUGUUACUUUUUACAAUGAUCACUUAUUUUUUUGUGGUAAUUGGCAUUGGCCCAAUUUUUAUCCUUUAUGAAUUGGAUUCCCCACUCUGCUGGAAUGAAGUUUUCAUAGGUUAUGGAUCAGCUUUGAAUAGUGCCUCUUUUUUGACUAGUUUCCUAGGAAUAUGGCUUUUUUCUUAUUGUAUGGAAGAUAUUCAUAUGGCCUUCAUUGGGAUUUUUACCACGAUGACAGGAAUGGCUAUGACCGCGUUCGCCAAGACAACACUGAUGAUGUUUUUAGCCAGGGCGCCGUUCCUUUUCGCUGUUGUGCCAUUCUCUGUUCUCCGGUCCAUGUUGUCAAAAGUGGUUCAUUCGACUGAACAAGGUACCCUGUUUGCUUGUAUUGCUUUCUUAGAAACACUUGGAGGAGUCACUGCAGUUUCUACUUUUAAUGGCAUUUACUCAGUCACUGUUGCUUGGUACCCUGGCUUCACUUUCCUGCUGUCUGCUGGUCUGUUACUACUUCCAGCCAUCAGUCUAUGUGUUGUCAAGUGUAUCAGCUGGAAUGAGGGAAGCUAUGAACUUCUUAUACAGGAAGAAUCCAGUGAAGACAAUAGAAGUUAAUUCAAUAGAAGUUAAUUCAAUCCAGUUAAUUCAAUAGAAGAAUCCAGUGAAGAAUGCUUCAGACAGAUGACUGUGAUUUAAACAGAAAAAAAAUCUAUGAAUGCACAUAUCACAUACUGUGACUUCUGAAGACUGUAAAUGAAUUCCACAAUCAGUGCUUCACUGAGAACCCAUUUGAUGUAUCUUUUCUCCUAAACUGGACAGUCAGAGAGACAGCUCCUGGCUUUAGCUUCUUGCGGUACCACACACUUUGAGCACUUUGUGCGUAUCGUGCAAUAUACUUGGAAUACACAGAACAAAUCUCAAAUACGCCUCACUUUUGGACACAGAAGAGAAACAUUAAAACUUAAGGGUGUAAGGCGGGAUCAAGAAACUUGAUAAGGUCAAAAGCAAUAAUCUCCCUGACAUAUUCCAGGCUCUUACACUGAGACCAAAGAGAAAUCUUUACCUUAGUUUCUUCAUCAGCAGAAUGGGUUUCUGGCCUCUCUCAGGGAUUUUUGAAGGCAUAAUGAAAAUUAUGAUGUAUCACUCAUUGGUAGGAAAAUAAUGAUGUAAGUUUCAAAUAUGUGUAAUUUUACCUAUACUUGGUAAUGCUUGGUUUGAUAGAGCCUGUUAAGCUGCUAUUGAUAGUCAGAGCUUAUAUACUGUGACUUCUGAAGACUGUACAUGAAUUCCACAAUCAGUGCUUCACUGAUACAAAAUCCUUAAAAGGGAGGCACUUUAAAGAAUAUGUAUUUUUCACUUUUCUUAGUAUGUUUCAUCAGUGACAGGCAUGAUAAUGUUUCUAAUGUAAUGGGUAAUUGGGAAAAAUAGAUUAGAAAUAAAAUUGCUCUAAAGAAGUUAAAAAACUGAAUGAACAGCUAAUAGUGGUAUAAAGUAAAUAACGUUUGGAGCCAACAUGUUGUCCCUUGUGUUAGUAAAAGGAUAUUCACAUUCCAUGAUCCCUGGCUGAGAGUUCUACCUCUAGUCUUUCUUACCCAGCUGUUGUCUAUCCUUGUUCAAUUAGAAAUACUGAUAAGAGAAUUUUUAGAAUACAGAUCUUGUACUCCUUAAAUUUGAAUCCGUCAGCAUUGUCACUCAUAGGAAAAUGAUCAAACAAGCAAGCCAGUCAUGAUUUGACCCCUUUCCAUCUCAUUUCUGACUGCCUUACACUCAUCCUGAGGUCCACCUUGGUCUCUCAAAACACCAUGUGUUCUCAUGCCCCCAUGUCUUUUCACACACUGUUCCAUUUGCUCUUCCUCCCACAUUACACUGAAACUUUCAAGCCUCAGCCAAAACAUUGCUUCUUCUGCAUAGCAGCCUUCUUGACAUCCCUUCUUACUCCCCAGUCCCUACAGGGCUUCCAUAGCUCUUUGUGAGUACUUCAAUCCCAGCAUUUUCCAUCAACUUGUAAUUGUUUCUGCUACCUGACAAUCAUCGCCUUGAGUACUGGGACAACCUUUGAUUACUCAUAUUCUCAAUAAAUGUUUGUUGAACUAAA
Messenger RNA from Cercocebus atys (sooty mangabey), 3405 nucleotides. It is a transcript of the gene SLC46A3, whose product is annotated as solute carrier family 46, member 3. Gene Ontology annotation, cellular component: lysosomal membrane. The transcript is spliced from 6 exons. Gene Ontology annotation, biological process: vacuolar transmembrane transport. Lineage: Eukaryota; Metazoa; Chordata; Mammalia; Primates; Cercopithecidae. Bases 543 to 1925 code for a protein of 460 amino acids. Gene Ontology annotation, molecular function: transmembrane transporter activity. The record is from RefSeq and is a predicted model, not a curated record.